CCGUGUGGGCGGAGAAACCCGGUCCCACCCACCCCGCGGCUACCGUGAUCCCCACCGCCCCCUGGGGACCCGCGGCGCCCCGGAGGACCCACGAGUGAUCGGGUUCGACGCAUGGCUGUGGGUGUGAGCCAUGGACGCCUUCAUCCGCUUCGCCAACCAGAGCCAGGGCCGGGACCGGCUUUUCAGAGCCACUCAGCACGCAUGCAUGUUGCUUAGAUAUCUGUUAGAGUCUAAAGCUGACAAAGAGGCGGUGGUAAUGAAACUCAAGAGUCUGGAGUCCAGUGUGAGCACUGGCCGUAAAUGGUUCAGACUAGGCAACGUGGUCCACGCCAUCCAGGCAACUGAACAGAGCAUCCGAGUCACAGACCUCGUGCCCCGCGUCUGCCUUACGCUAGCCAAUCUGAACCGUGUGAUUUAUUACGUCUGUGACACUGUCCUCUGGGUGAAGAGUGUGGGUCUCACCUCUGGAGUCAACAGAGAGAAAUGGCAGACAUGGGCGGCCCGCCACUACUACUACUUCCUCCUGCUGAGCCUGGUCCGGGAUCUGUAUGAGAUCUUGCUGCAGAUGGAUCGGGUUGCCCGGGACAGGGCCAAGAGGGAGAAAUCAUCCCGGGCCCCUCCUGGGCACAGUGUGGUCAACGAAGAAACCGAAUGGCUCCAGUCCUUUCUCCUGCUCUUAUUCCGAUCCCUGAAGCGGCAUCCUCCCUUGCUCCUAGACACGGUGAAGAACUUCUGUGACAUCCUCAUCCCUUUGAACCAGCUCGGGAUCUACAAGUCCAAUCUUGGCAUCGUAGGACUUGGAGGUCUCGUGUCCUCUGUGGCCGGCCUCAUCACUGUAGUGUAUCCUCAGCUGAAACUGAAGACCCGAUAGUCUCUGGAGGCUUUAAAGCUGACAGCUUAGUGGAAUGAGCAUCGGGUUUUGUCACAGGGUCUUACUAGGCUUAAGUUUUUAAUCAUGUGAGUAUCUUAUCAACUUGUAAUGUGAGAAGUGGGACCAAUAAUGGACCAUGCACACUGAUAAUUUUUUUUUUUUCCCGAGACAGGGUUUCUCUGUGUAGUUUUGGUGCCUGUCCUGGAUCUCGCUGUGUAGCCCAGGCUGGCCUCAAACUCACAGAGAUCCACCUGGCUCAGCUUCCCGAGUGCUGGGAUUAAAGGUGUGCGCCACCACCAGCCCGGCUGAUAAUGUUUUUUAAAUGCUGCAGUGACUUCUGAAUUUCUGAUUAUUUUCCCUUCAGCUAACAUUACUGGGUAUUUUUUAUAGCCAUAGUAAGCACUUAGUGUUUGCUGAGUGAUAAAAAUGGAAAGGAAAGAAAUCAUAGAAGACCCAGAGAAACUGGAAUUGUGGAUGGGGUUGUGUGUGGGGGUCCUGGAUUUCAGCCAGUACAUCCGAGCUGGAGCACAGCGUUCCUGGCUCUGGUUGAGGCCCCCCUUCUCUCCCGUUGGUUCUUAUGCCCCAUCCCCACAGUGCUGGGCUGGAGGGGAGCUGGGCUGAGAGCCUCCUCACGUGUUGACCCUGGCCAUUGCCGCAGCGGGUCCUUACUGUGCCCAGGGGUUGCUCAGAGAGCAUCAGCACCUCUGUGGUGUAAGUUGCGUCUGGGUGGAAGCCUCUGUGAUACUGUGAGUAAGCAAGGGUGAAAGCGGGUGAGAGGUCACUGUGGUGCCUGUCACUCAGUCCACAGCUGAUAAGGAAAUUGAUGCUAACCAAGCUGAGGUCAGGGACAGGCUGAGUCUUUCCAAGAUGACUCCUCUGUACCAUCUCAUGACCUUUGCCUUUUUGCCCCCUAACACUCUCCCACACCAGGCCCGGAACUUUAAUUGAGGGUUCCUGUUCUAGUCUGUGAAGAUCAAAACAAUCUAGACUUAACCCGGGUUGAUUUUAUUUAAAGCUACGUAACAGUUUGGACAAUUCCACAAUAAUCUGCAUCAAGAGAAGAGAAUUAAAGUGUUCCUGUCUAUGAAUGUAAGAAUGUCAGUUCUCUGUGAUGGAUCAGGUUUACUCAGGGCAGCAGGAGGGAUGGGGAAGAGCGGUAGGACCCAGUCAGUGGCAUUUGUCUGUGCUUGCUCUUCCCAUUUCUGUUCCUGUUGGAGCUUGGUGAGUGUGAGGUGUGUGGCGUGGGGGAGGGGCCAGUCCGCACCUGUAAAGCCAUAUGUAUCAUUUACGUGGAAAUGAGAACUGUGCAGUGAUUAACUGCUUCCCAUAAAUGUGAUGGAAAUUCCUGAGAAGGACUCCGGUCCUUGGCACUCUCUUUGUAAAGUGAUAUGUGAUCUGAGAAAACUUUGGGCCAUUCUGAGAGAAACUAAAGUGGCUAAAACCAGACAAAUAUGCGUAAAUAACUGUUUGUACGGUAACACGUCAGUUAUGUCUAAUAAAUUUCUAAACAAAAAUCGA
Peromyscus maniculatus bairdii (prairie deer mouse) is the source of this 2389-nucleotide messenger RNA. The record is from RefSeq and is a predicted model, not a curated record. NCBI's taxonomy places the organism in Eukaryota, Metazoa, Chordata, Mammalia, Rodentia, Cricetidae.